Molecule: messenger RNA, 1626 nt
Organism: Insectozyma verbasci
Lineage: Eukaryota; Fungi; Ascomycota; Pichiomycetes; Serinales; Debaryomycetaceae
Source: the annotation of a GenBank genome assembly
AUGGUUAAUAAUAAUAAUAAUAAUAAUAAUAAUAAUAGUAGUAGUAAUAAUAAUAAUAUUAAUAAUAAUAUUAAUAAUAAUAACAUAAUAAAUAAUAUCAGGGAUAGUUACAAUAAUAAUUAUAAUAACUCAAAUCAAAAUAUGAAUUUAAAUCAAUUACCGAUUCAACUUCAACAUCAACAUCAACAUCAACAGCAACAUCAUUUACCAAAUCAUUUAUUACAACAAGGUUAUAAUUUAAGUCAACAACAACAACAACAACAACAACAACAACAACAACAACCACAACAAUCUCAACAACAACAACCACAACAACUACAACAACAACAACAACAACAUCAACAUCAACAUCAACAUCAACAGCAACAGCCACAGAUUGUAUCUAAUCCAAUACCGAUUCUUAAAUCUUCUCCUGGUCCACAAUCAAUUCCACAUCAUUCAAUCCAACAACAGCCCGCGGCUCCAUUCAUUCCCCUACCUAUACCUCAACAACUACAACUAAGUUUUAGCCCAAUGAGAAGAUCAAGAAGUGGUAGCGAUCAACUAUUUAUUAAUAAUGGUAAAUAUUGUCAAUAUUGCGAUAAACAAUUUAGUCAUAGAGGCUCUUUAGGUAGACAUUUAGAUAGUAAAAAAGGUGAUUCAUUACAUCCAAUUAAGGAAAUUGAUGCAAUUAGAAACGCUUCAAAAAGAAGAAAAAGUGUUGAUGUAGUUUCUUCUGCGAAUAAUAGUGCUAAUUCAACAAAUUUAGUUGAUAAUUCAGGUAAUAGUAGUAAUAGUAGAAGAAAUAGUGAAGAUUUAUCAAAAAAUUUUACAAGAAAAAGAAAAUCUACUAAAAAAUCAAUGGCUAGAAGUCAAAUGUUAAGUAUUUCUACAACUGGUGGUCAAAAAGAAAAAAGUAAAUUAAGAAGAAAAUUAAGAGAUCGUAGAAUUAAAGCAAAAAUUUAUACAAAUGAAUGGUUUGUUCAACAAUUUGCUAAAAAACAAUUAAUUGAACCAAUUUCAAAUGAUGCUUCUCCUUCAAUUUUUUUAUAUUAUUUAACUUUAUAUUUACCAAUUAAUUUAUGGCCAAAUUUACAAUUAAAUAAAUUACCAAAUGAAUCGAAUUUGAAUUAUUUAUUAGAUAAAUUUUCAAAAAAUUUUGAAAAAUUACAAAUUUUAACAACAAGUUUUCAAAAUUAUCAAAAUUUAAAUGAAUUAAGUAAAAAAAUGUUAUGGUUUCAAGAAUUAACUAAAAUUUUAAAUUCAACUUUGAGUCAAUUUUCAUUAUUUGAAUUAUAUGAUAUUAAAAAUAUUAUUUCAAAAAAGGAACAAAGUAAAUUUGAAGAAAUUUGUAAAAAUGAUAAUUUAAGUGAAUAUGUUGAUGUUGUAAAUGAAAAAGAUGAAGAAGAAGAAGGUGCAGAAGAAGAAGAAGAAGAAGAAGAAGAGGAGGAGGAAGAAAUUGAAACUGAAGAAGAUCAUCAACAACAUCAUCAUGCUCAAAAUUUGCAACCACAACCAAUGCAUCAACAUCAACCACAAAUGCAUCAUCCACAACAACAACAACAACAACAACAACAACACUUUAUGCCAGAAUUACCACAAGCCAAUUUUGAUGAUUUCAAUUCUACUUUUGAUAAGUUUUACUAG